AAAAAAAAAUGGAUUUCACCACUGUGCUGAACUAUAGGGGAAUUUGUUUACUGUACUACACGUGCCUCAGAAGGUCUUUGGCAGAAUUCUGACUGACAAGAUAUGAAAGGUAACAAUGAAUGAAUUUUUGGAAAGGCAGAUUUUAUGCUUAGACAGGAACAGGGAAAAUGUAGGCCAGAUUUUUAUUCUGCAGCAAAUCACUGCAAAGAACAUACAUGUGAGAAAGGCUAUUGCCUUUUGCUUGGGGAAGUGUGAGCAACUGCUAAAUUAAUUGGCUUGAAUGACGGAAUGUCUUAUGCAAAUAUGGAUUUGAUAUUUGGUGGCUGAAUAUGGUAACAGCAGCAUAUGAUGGAAUUAAGCAGAUGCAAGACGUAAUAUGAACAAUUCAAAGCUAAACAGGAAAUAGGAAAAGGAGGUUAUGAUAUCCCAUUAGUUGUUAACCAUUUAUGGGUCAAUGUAUAAGGGAGGUUUCUGGUGAAGGUAGAGCUUAGCUGGGUGAGGAAGUGAAACCAUGUAAAUUGUAAACCAAAGGAGACCAUGUUAACUGGGACAGCGAAUGAUUUGCAGCAGAUUAUUUUAUGAUGCAACAGGCAGGAUAGUGCUGAAAGUGAAUUAGGGAAGAUAUUGGCUCCAUUUGUCAUGGAAAGGGGAACAAAUGGAUGAAAGAUAUGCAUAUAUAAAUGAAAAAAUCCUAAAGCAAGUAUAAGUAGUUCUUGAUGGUCACUUAGUGACCGUUCAAAAUUACAAUGGCACUGAAAAAAGCGACUCAUGUGACCAUUUUUCACUCUUACGAUCAUUGUAGCAUCCCCUUAGUCAUGAUCAAAAUUUGGAUGCUUGGCAACUGAUUCAUAUUUAUGACGGUUGCAGUGUCUUGGGGUCAUGUGAUCACCUUUUGCAACCUUUUUACAAGCAGCCAAUGGGGAAGCCAGAUUCACUUAACAACUGCGUUGCUAAUUUAACUGCUGUGAUUCACUCAGCAACUGGGGCAAGAAAAGUUGUAAAAUGGGGCAAAAUUCAUUUUAACAAAUGUUUCACUUAGCAACAAAUAUUUUGAUCAUAAAUCAAGGAAUACCUAUAAUUGAAUUUGGUAAAAUGUUUACCAAAGAAGGAAAAACAGAAAGAGAUUUUAAAAUGUAUAGAUACUGGUGGGAAGGUAGUGGUCUGUUCCAAGAACGAAUGUUUGUCAAGAUAAAGGGAAUGGGAUGAACAGAAUAACAUGCUUUUAUCCAUUUCAUGACACGGAAGUAAGAGUGGCAUAACUUAGGAAAAAUAUAAACACUGAAUAAAGUGGAAAUGAGGUACUUCUGAAAUAUUGUGCUCCAAGAAGAGAUAGGGUCAAGAAAGAAGAGGUGCUGAAUGUGGACCAAAUGUAAAUGGAUAACAUCCAAACAAUUGAUACUUUGCUGUAGAAUAUAUCUUAGAGAUGAUUUGUGGUUGUCCCACAGCACCUGAAGUUGAGAAAUCUGUACUCAUGUAUUCAAAUUCAUAAUGGUAUUUAAGUAUGUAGAAUCUGGGAAGUCUUGAGUUGGAACCUGUGCACAAGUAUAGAUCGUUCUCUCACCAAAUGGCAUAAUUGUUGUACUGCAGUUUCCAACAUGGGAUUGCAGAAUACCACAAUCUUGUUUGAAUAAGCUUUCUCCCCUCAGAAUGAUCUAUGCACAUUUCAUUUAGUGAUAGUAUACUGGUGGCUUGGGUUUGGGGGUGGUGGUGCGGUGGGAACUAUGGUACCAGUGUUUUCUGAUAGAGAAAGAGCCCAUGUAAUACCUGUGGCUUGCAAAGCAAAACCCAGCUCAGGCUUCAUGUGGAAAGUUUCCCUGAAGGAGACACAAACAUCUUGAUAGCUCAAGCCCAACGGCAAGAGAGCAUUACCAAUAGUGAAAGGGAAAUUAGUAAGAGCCAAGGCAUGUACCUUACAUUGAAUGAAGCCUUGCAGAUGGAUGAAAUGCCAAGGCUUGUACAACAGAACUCAAAGCAAACAAACAACCCACACAACCUCCUACUAAGGAAGAUAACAAAAGCUACAUUCAAGACGGGAAGGAAGUGAACACCAGUCACCUUCUACAAGCCUGUUUCACAGGUGUGGCAGGUUGCAUUUAGUGAGUGGCGCAGAAACAUAUAUAACCAUUGUUUUUUAUAAAAAAUAAUAAACGCGGGAUAAAAAAUUUGUAAAAAUAUGAGAACUGCCUCUUCUGAAUUUGAAAAGUUCUAUGCUGUAAACUUGGCGUGACUUUAUUACAUGAAGAGAUUCUUUCCACCAGAGAUAAGCCUUAAUAGGACAUCCUCAACACAGUGGGCAGUUGUGAAACUAAACUGUCUGAACACCCUCUCCCAGUGUGCUUCUGCCUUUACCACUCAGAAGUAAAUCCCACCGAGUUCCGGGUGGCUUCUCCAGUAACUCACACUAUCCACAAAGCCGGAAUGUGGUUUGUUGGGCUAGUAGUGUAGUCUGUUGUAUUAAGCCAGCCUGCGUGGUCGUAAAGCAGGCGUAUCGACACCUAGCUAACCUAAUUUAUUGGGUUAAACCCCAAACGGAGCACAUUUUGGCUCGUUUUGAUUAAACACUAAACUUUAGUCCACCCGGUUGUAGACCAAACUCUCUUUCGCUCCGGCGAACCACCGGUUGAUGCCACACGCAGCCAACAAAACUGGCGGACGCCGAGGAUACGUGCGUGCCGGCGCCAAAUUGCGGCGCGAGCCCAAACUCGUGAUAGGCAAGGCUCCGACCGGGGCCCUGUUAAGCUUCUUCCGCUCAGAGCCACGAACGUCGACGACGCGGCCCCUCGUCUCAAGCUCGUCGGGGUUCAGCGAGACUCGACAUGGCGCAACCUUCGCCCCGGGAGGAGGGGCCCCAACAGUAGCAGCUGGAGGGGGGAGGAGGAGGAGGAGGAGGAGCCUCCGCCUGACAUUACGACUUUCCUCCUUUCCCCGGCGAGUAGGUUGCAACAGCUGGCAGGCGAGCGGCCCGAGCGCUGUUAGCGGUUUCGCUGCCGCUCCGGCCUGCUGCUCCAGGGCGCAGCCAUGAGGCGUCCCCGCGUGCCCGACUCGGCUCAGUAAAGUUCGCUCAGGAUGGAGCUGCCCGGCGCUUCGCUGCAGAAGGCUUGCCGCCUGCUUGUGGUCUUCUGUGCCCUCCACCUCUCGGCUGUGCUCUUCUACUACCUGAGGGGUAACGCGCUCAGUCAGCAACGGAGCCCGGAGCCGCCGCCUCGCAGCCAAACCUUCGGCCGUCGGGAGUCGGAGGCGCUCCUUCCGGCCAAUGUCUCCAAGCCCGCCGCGGAUUGCCCCGACCCUUCCCCUUUGCUGUUUGGUCCACUGCAUGUGGAGUUUUCACAAGUUGUGAAUCUGAAGAAUGUGGAGAAGGAAAAUCCAGAACUCAGGGAAGGAGGCCGCUAUACACCAAAGGACUGCAAAGCACUUCAGAAAGUGGCAAUUAUUAUCCCUUUCAGAAAUCGAGAUGAACACUUGAAAUACUGGUUGUUUUACCUUCAUCCAAUCCUGCAAAGGCAGCAGCUCGAUUAUGGUAUCUAUGUGAUUAAUCAGAACAUCUGGAAAAGGUGUUCGCACCUUUUCUGUUGCCGGAAAGGCAACAUUGAAGACCCUCCUGUGCCUCCUGUCAGGACUGAUGAGGCACAGGAACCGGAUGACCAGCGGGGAGAAUUGGAGACACAUCUUCAUGUGUCUGAUGGAGGGACAUCUUCCUUUCCAGGGGUUGUGAUGGGUGCUCCUGCCGCCGCCCGGAGUCCCAGGAAGGAAGAUGUCCGGCCCCGUCUCAUUUUAAGGAGAAAUGAGCGGGCGUUGAAGUGGACACCGCGGCUACCUACCAUUUUUGAGACCUGCACUGAGUCGGAUCCAUCGGAAGAAUGCCCGAUGGAGAGACCAUGGGACGUGGAGGAGGGACGUGCAGGAGGAGACAGUGCCUGUCUUUCAGGAGAGGAAAGACAAGAGCACUGGAGGCCGCGACUGUCCACCAGUUUGGAGACCUCCACUGAGUUGGAACCACAAGGCCAGCCAGUGGAGGAGGAGCUCUCUCCUGAUGAUGAGUCCUUGUCUUCAGAGGAUUCGCUGACGGUCCUGAUGGGCUCGAGGACCAGCAGCCUCUGGGACUUGGACUCCCUUCUGGAGGAGGAAUCUGAGGAUAGCUGGGACCAGGAUGCAGAGGCUUCAGAGCCCAGCCCUUCUUCCAGUCCAUGGGAUUCUCCAGAGGAAGGGGAAGACACCCUGGAGGAUCUCAGCAGCCUGGAAGAAGACAUCCUGGACUCCCUGGAGCGCCUUCUCCAAUGAGAAGAGAUGCUUCCUCAGAUUCCACUCCAGAGGUCAGCCCCAGGCACCGCGGGAGCCUCCAGCUUGCCUCGCCUCACCUUGCCUGGAUGCCUCGCCGACUGCUGCUCGCUGAAAAAGCUUGCUUACCUUCGCUCUUCGGACCGAAUCCCGAGCCGCUGGUUGCAACAUCUGCCUUCCUUCGCUUGCUGCAAGCCCUACAAUCGAUUGCAUCCGCUAGCAACUGAAUCUGCCUGCCUGCAAUUGAUCUCAUCAGUGAGCAACUGAAUCUGCCUGCCCUGUCCCUUCAACUGGUAGCUGCUGCCUUUAACAGGAAGGAUGAAAAGGCAACAGACUUUGACGGGUUUCUUGGCCAAGAAACCAAAACUUGAACAACAACCAGCAGAAGUGGAACAAGAACCAUCCCCAGCGCCACAAGUGCCACCACUUGAAACUGGACAAAACAGCAAAGCAAGUAUAGAGUCACCCGCUGCACCUGAAAUCGGAAACAUUCUUCGAGACUGCUGGACCAUGCAACAGUACAGCUACUUCCAAUAUGAUGGGUUGGAAGUUUCAAACAAGAAGCUAGGUUGUAAAUCCUGUGCGAAAUAUGGCUUCACAAUGGAGAGCGAUAUUCAUGUAAGCAAAGAGUGGAAGCUUUUCAAGAUUGAGCCAGCUGGGAAAAACAAGGAAGUGCACCAGGCGUCUCUACAGAAGAAAAUGAGAGAACAUUUUGUAUCGAAAUCUCACACCAUUUGUACAGACAACGUCAAACAAGCUGAGCAGAAAGCCAUAACAGAAGCAAAGGACAAGAUUUCUGAAAUGCAAUUUGCCACCACUUCUAAAAUGUUCAAAACUGUUUACAGCCUGGCAAAAGCAUGCAGACCAAUCCAAGCAUCGAGAAACUGAUAGAAUUACAAACUGAAAAUGGACUAGAUCUGGGAAUAGGGUUGCAUUCAAGACCCAACAGUUGUCAAAAUAGUUGAGUGCAUUACAAACGAAAUUAAAACCCAAAUGUUUUCCAGCAUCGUUGCUCAGCAUCUGAAAAUGUGUCUGAUCAUUGAUGAAGCCUCAACAGUAUCCUGCAAACCAGUUUUGAUCGUUUUCUUAAAAGUUGAGGACUCAGAGGACCCACCAACAAUUUUUGCCGAGCUGGUUGAAUUGAAGAAACAAGAUGCAGAGACAAUAUGUUCUGCAGUUUUUGAAAGUUUACAUAAGGUUGGAUUUACCCGGGACUACCUUCAAAAAAAUGUAAUAGCGUUCUGCCCUGAUGAUGCCAGCGUUAUGCUUGGGAGAAAAUCUGGAGUGAGCACCAGAAUAGCCAAAGAGUUUCCAAACAUCAUCAUAUGGCACUGCUUGAACCAUCGCCUCCAACUUGUUUUAGAUGGCGCCAUAAAGGAAAUAAAGCAAGUAAUUCAUUUUAAAUUUGUUAUUGAUAAGAUAUUGUCAGCAGCCUACAGAGCUGGCAAUGGAGUUGGACAGCGAUGAGGCUGAGGUGAGGCCAGGGACAUCAGGAAGUGGAGUACCAAGGAACAUCCAGAGGACAUGGAGCCUGGACCCCCACCCACCCCCGGCACCUGAUUUUGGCGGCAAUAGUCUUCUUGUCCAAAAAUCAGCAGGGGAUUCUGGCUCGCACCUUGGUGGACUCCGGAGCUACAACUAACUUUAUGGACGUGGCGUUUGCAGCCAAAUAUUCAGUCCCUCAGUGUCUGAUGGAUCUUCCCAUGCUCGUGGAGACCAUUGAUGGCCGGGUGUUUCUGUCUGGGCCUAUUACGGCUGCCACACAACCCUUGCGCCUGACCAUCGGGUCUCAUGAGGAGGUCAUUCAGUUUUAUAUUACCUCCAACCUGCAUUUUCCCAUGGUUUUGGGCUUGGCUUGGCUUGGCUCUGUACACAUGUCCCGCAGAUCUAUUGGUCCUAGAACUUUUCCGAGCCUGAAAUGUGUGGACCACAUCCGCCAAGUCUGCGCAGGCCAGCUGCAGGUUCCAACUCAGGUGUCAUUGCCUUCUGACCUCGAGGACUUUGCAGAUUUUUUCAGCGAGAAGGAGGCAAAACAACUGCCCCCGCACCGGCCAUACGACUGCCCCAUUGAUUUGAUCCCACAUGCGCCACUCCCAGUGGGGCGUCUUUUAUUCGAUGUCAGACCCUAAGUUGGCCGCAUUACGGGACUUUGUGGACAAAAACCUGGCUUGGGGCUUUAUCUGACCCUCAUCGUCACCACUGUCCGCCCCAGUCUGUUCCUGAAAAAGAAGACCGGAGACUUGCAGCUUUGUUGUUACCACAAGUUAAACACCAUCCUGGGGCGCAACCGGUAACCUAUUCCCCUUAUUCUCGAACUGUUGGAAUGGCUUCUAGAGGCUAUCGUGUUCACUAAAUUGGACUUAUGAGGGGCCUAUAAUCUUGUUCGGAUCUGUCCCAGGGAUGAAUGGAAGACAAUGUUUGGCACCCGUUAUGGACAUUUUGAGUAAACGGUCAUGCCAUUUGGGCUGACCAAUGCUCCUGCCAUCUUCCAACAUUUUAUGAAUUACGUUUUUGGGGACCUCUUAGACAAGUUUGUCAUCAUUUAUCUAGAUGACAUUCGGAUCUACUCCCCCUCCCAGGAGAGCCAUCAACAGCAACUCUGCCAGGUCCUGCAACGUCUUCAGGAGAAUCAUCUGUACACGAAACUGGAGAAAUGUCAGUUUUUCCAGUCCACCAUCGAGUUCCUGGGGCAUCGCCUCUCUCCCGAGGGCAUUGCUGUGGUUCGAGCAAGGUGGAGUCUUUGCGUAGUUGGCAGCCUCCUCGACGGGCGAAGGAUGUCCAGCGCCUUCUCGGGUUCGCCAACUAUCGGACCUUUAUCCCCAGCUUUGCUGCCUUGACUGCGCCCUCACUCGGCUUGUGCAGAAAAAGGCCCCGUUUCGGUGGGGUACCCCCGAGCAGCAGGCAUUCCAGGCCUUGAAACAGGCCUUUAUGAAAGAGCCUAUCUUGAAGCAUCCUGACUCCCAUCGUCCAUUUGUGGUUGAAGCAGAUGCAUCGGAUGUUGCUGUUGGUGCGGUGUUGCUCCAGGCUCGUGCGUCCAGCAAUAUCCUGUUCCCUUGCGCAUAUUACUCCCGGAAGCUCAACCCUUCCAAGCGCAAUUACACAUCUGGGAGAAGGAGUUACUGGCCAUUAAGAUGGCGUUUGAGGCCUGGAGACAUCUUCUGGAGGGGGGCCAGCAUCAAAUUGAAGUCCGGACAGACCAUAAAAACCUGGAGUUCCCACAGACCGCCCAGAAACUGAACCAAUGGCAGAUUCGGUGGUCCGUCUUCUUUGCCCAGUUUCAUUUCCAUGUGAUGUACAUCCCCAGUGGUCGCAACCAAAGGGCAGAUGCGCUCUCGAGAAAACUGGGGUAUUCCCACAACGAAGACCUGCUUACAGUGUUGCCUGUAAAAUCUUUCAGGAACCAGUGGAUUUACUUGCUCAGAUAUGGGAAGUGCAGCGGCAUGAUGCUUACGUGGAGCAACAGAAGGAAGAGGUAGGGCCCACCUCUCCAUGGACGUUUCACGAUGAACUUUUGUGAUACCAAGACAGGCUCUAUGUGUCGGUAGGGCCGCUUUGGGGACUUAGCUUGUCGCAGUGCCAUGAUAAUCCUGCGGCAGGGCACUUUGGCCUCUUUAAGACACUGAAUCUAGUUUCUUGUACUUUUUGGUGGCUUUGCUUGCGACACGAUGUCCAGGCUUAUGUCACGUUCUGUGUUUGUUGCCGACAGGCCAAGUCGGCAACAGGAGCCCCUCCAGGGCUACUCCAGCCAUUUCAGAUACCAGAAAGAUCAUGGGGUGCCAUUUCCAUGGAAGUCUUAACGGAUUUGCCUCCGUCUUCUGGAUCCAUGACCGUGUUCGUGAUGGUGGACAUGUUGACGAAGAUGGCGCUUUCAUUCCAUGUCAUGGCUUACCGACGGCUCGCGCCACGGCCCGCAUGUUUAUCCAACACAUUUUUCGGCUCCACGGCCUACCAGAUAGGGUCGUAUCGGACCGAGGGACUCAAUUUACUGCCCAGUUUUGGAAAGGGCUGAUGAUGGCCUUGGAUGUAAAGAUCUGCCUGUCGUCGGCACAUCAUCCAGAAACUGACGGCGGAACUGAGAAAGUUAUCGGCAUUCUGGAGCAAUACCUGUGCUGCUUUGUGAACCAGCAACAAGAAAAUUGGUCGGAGUAUUUGGCAGUAGCAGAGUUUGCGUUCCAGAACUCGCAACACACCUCCACGCAAACAACCCCUUUCCUGGCUAAUGUUGGAUAUCACCCUCGGUUCUUUCCCCUCACACAACUCGAUUCCCCAGUACCGGCGGCUAAUAUUUUCAGUCUGAGUUGCAGGCCAU
Ahaetulla prasina is the source of this 8584-nucleotide messenger RNA. RefSeq lists its product as uncharacterized. Gene Ontology annotation, molecular function: cytoskeletal protein binding; beta-N-acetylglucosaminylglycopeptide beta-1,4-galactosyltransferase activity. Gene Ontology annotation, biological process: carbohydrate metabolic process; protein N-linked glycosylation. The record is from RefSeq and is a predicted model, not a curated record. Lineage: Eukaryota; Metazoa; Chordata; Lepidosauria; Squamata; Colubridae. The transcript is spliced from 15 exons. The coding region runs from base 3067 to 4278 and encodes 403 amino acids.